Molecule: messenger RNA, 7612 nt
Organism: Fukomys damarensis (Damara mole-rat)
Lineage: Eukaryota; Metazoa; Chordata; Mammalia; Rodentia; Bathyergidae
Gene: Znf106
Product: zinc finger protein 106
Exons: 22
Coding region: 109-5790 (1893 amino acids)
Cellular component (GO): cytosol; membrane
Molecular function (GO): RNA binding; SH3 domain binding
Source: RefSeq, a predicted model, not a curated record
GGGGGCGUCUGAGACGCCAGGAAGCUCCCUGCCGGGCGCAUGGUGGCCUGAUGGGAUGUGAGGGGUGGCGGUGAAGGUGUGACGUGGGGUGCUUCAGAGCGGGUCACUAUGGUACGAGAACGGAAAUGCAUAUUGUGCCACAUUGCGUACAGCUCAAAAAAGGAGAUGGACGAACACAUGCGGAGCAUGUUGCAUCACAGGGAACUUGAGAACCUGAAGGGCAGGGACAGUAGCCACGAGUGCCGCGUGUGCGGAGUCACCACAGUGGGUCUCUCUGCAUAUGCAAAACACAUUUCUGGCCAGUUGCACAAAGAUAAUGUUGAUGCUCAGGAAAGAGAAGAAGAUGGAAAGGGAGAAGAAGAGGAAGAGGAAUAUUUUGACAAGGAACUUGUUCAGUUAAUAAAACAAAGGAAAGAACAAAGUCGACAAGACAAAUCUUCUAGUAGCAGCCAAGAAAUAAACUCAGAUGGCAGACAACCCCAGUGGAGACGAGAAGACCGAAUUCCUUACAAAGAUAGAGAGAAUUACAGUCAGCCAGCAAGGCAUCAUCGUGGACCUCCACAGUGGGAUUGGAAAUGGGAAAAAGAUGGCUUUAAUAAUCCUAGGAAAAAUGGCUUUUCACAUUCUUUGAGGAAUGGUGGUGGACCAAGAGGAUGUGCUGGGUGGCAUAAUGGGAUUGCAAGGGGCUCCUCAACUUGGUUUCACAACCAUAGCAAUUCUGGGGGAGGUUGGCAUCCAAAUAAUGGGAUGGUGGAUUGGAAUUAUAAUGGUCCAGGAAGGAAUUCCAGUUGGCAUUCUGAAGGAACAGGUGGUUUUUCCAGUUGGCAUAUGAACAACAGUAACGGAAACUGGAAAUCCAAUGUACGUAAUAUGAAUAGUUGGAAUUACAAUGGUCCUGGAGACAAAUUUCAACCAGGCAGAAACAGAAAUUCUAACUAUCAGAUGGAAGACAUGAAUAUGCCAUGGAACAAGAAAUCUAAUAUGUCAAGCAAAUACAAUCAAGAGAGAUAUAAUUGGCAGUGGCAAGAUAAUGAUAAAAUUGGUACAGUUGCGGCAUACAGAAGUUCUUCUGAAGACUUUACCAGUGAUAGAUUUCCUUCAGAAGACUUACAUGACUUCAAUUUUGAGCAACCAGAAAGCCAGACUUCUAAACAAAUAGAUAGUGCAGCUACCAAAACUGGUGGGAAGAAUGGCAGUGUAGCAAGGGAAAAGCUCCAUCGCUGGACUCCGUACCCUUCCCAGAAGAGUCUGGAUUUACAGUCGGCAUUGAAAGAAGUCACUGGUAAUAAGUCAGAAACGACAGAUAAGCCUCUCUUUGAUUUUAGCUUGAUAACCGCAGGAAUACCAGCACCUCUAACUGAUGAAGCUAAGAAUUCCCCAACACUAAAAGCACAAAAAGAAAAACCUAAUGGAUCUCUUAAUCACAAAGCCCCUUCUGACCACCCUGCUUCCUGUGAGGUGGUGAGAGAUUGUCCCAUUAUAGAUAACCCUGAACAAGAACAUAAUUCAAAUAAGAUGCUCUCUUUGAAAUCCCCACUUCCACUUCCGGCCACUAAACCCAUUUCUCAAAAGCAAGACCCAAAGACUCCCUCAAAAAACACCAAAACAGAUUCUUUUGCUGCAGGAAACUCAAAUCCCUUGAACAAACCCACUUUAGAAGAUAAUCAUGGUUCUUCCUCCCUGUCCAAAACGCGUACUUCAUGUUCUCGUAAAGGGAGUAAGACUGCAUCUGGCACUCAGAAAGAUUUGGAUCUUAAUUUAACUAAUACAAUACAAAAAGCCAAAGAAAUGCUACAGUGUCAUGAGUCAUUGAAGGAUCCACCUCAUAGCACUUCUAAAAGGACCAGGAUCUAUGCAAAAGCAAGUAGGAAUGUACAGGAGUCUGAAAAAGGAUCUUUGAAGAUUGAAUUUCAAGUACAAACAUUAGAAGAUGAAAGUGAUGGAGAAACAUCUGACACAGAAAAGCAUGGAACGAAAAUUGGAACCCUGGGUUCUGCAACUACAGAAAUUUUACCCUGCAGCGCUCAUACUCUUGGUGAGAAAGAAGAAGAUGACCAGAUCCUGAAAGCGUCUGGAAAACUUGCCUUUACCUCAUGUAAUUCUACGGUUAAUGAGAAAGAAUCUGAGUCACAAAUGCCAUCUGCAGCCAGUCCACACUCUGGCUUACUCCUGGAUCUGAAGACUUCUCUAGACAGCCAGGGUGCUGACCCUGUUAAAUCUCACGUAUCUUAUGAAGCAGAAGCCUUUGAGAGUACUAGCUUGGAAGCACAACUUCACAAAAGUGGUAUCAGUCAGCCCUCCGGUUCUCUUCUGCCUGAACUAAGUAGACUUGGCUUUCCUGCCUCCCUCCAGAGAGAUCUAACCCGGCACAUCAGUUCAAAGAGCAAGACUGGAGCACACCUUCCUGAGCCAAACCUCAAUAGUGCCCGCCGCAUUCGCAAUAUUAGUGGUCAUCGGAAGAGUGAAACAGAGAAGGAGUCUGGUCUCAAGCCAACCCUGCGACAGAUUCUGAAUGCAUCUCGGAGAAAUGUUAACUGGGAACAGGUCAUUCAGCAAGUAACCAGGAAAAAGCAAGAGCUGGGCAAAGGCUUACCCAGGUUUGGCAUAGAAAUGGUACCUCUGGUUCAGAAUGAACAAGAAGUCUUAGAUUUAGAUGGGGAGCCUGACCUGUCCAGUCUUGAAGGGUUCCAGUGGGAAGCUGUUUCCAUUUCCUCAUCCCCUGGGUUGGCCAGAAAGCGAAGCCUUUCUGAGAGCAGUGUGAUCACCGACAGGGCUCCUGUAUACAGCUUCUUCAGUGAGGAAGGGACUGGCAAAGAAAAUGAGCCCCAGCAGAUUGUUUCACCUAGUAACUCACUGAGUGUUGCACAGAGUCAGAAAGCAACCCUGUGCCUUAAACAGGAAGCAACACCUCUGCCUGCCUCCCUCAGAACAUGUGAAAGGGCUGAAAACUUCGCUAUCCGAAGGCGACAUAGUACACAAUUGCCAUCUGACCAUAUGAUACCUUCGAUGCAUUCUGCAAAAGAUAUGAACAGCCAGGAAUGCUCUAUAUCACCACCCAAGACUCAAAAUGCCCUGGAGAGCACUGGAGAAGGGAGCUGUCCGUCAUCAAAUGCGUCCUCAGUCCUUGCAAUCUCCAGCUUGGCAGAUGCAGCUACAGAUAGUAGCUGUACCUCUGGUGCUGAACAGAAUGAUGGCCAGUGUAUUAGAAAGAAGCGAAGAGCCACUGGAGAUGGAUCUUCUCCUGAACUCCCAAGUCUUGAGAGAAAAAAUAAAAGAAGGAAAAUUAAAGGAAAGAAAGAACGAUCUCAGGUUGACCAGCUGCUGCAUAUCUCCUUAAGAGAGGAAGAACUAAGCAAAUCCCUGCAGUGCAUGGAUAACAACCUUCUGCAAGCCCGGGCAGCCCUGCAGACGGCGUACGUCGAAGUUCAGAAGCUACUCGUGCUCAAGCAGCAGAUAACUAUGGAGAUGAGUGCACUGAGGACCCAUCGGAUACAGAUUCUGCAGGGAUUGCAAGAAACCUAUGAACCUUCUGAGCACCCAGACCAGCCUCCCUAUAACUUCAUCCGAGAACAGAGGAGCAGCAGAUCUCAGACAUCCGCUGAUGCCACACUACUGCCUGCUCCUUUUUUCCCAGCUUUUCUGGGACCACCUCCUUCACAUGGGUGUCUGUCACCCACUGGAGCCCCUCUGCAAGUAACCACGUCGGCUGCACUCCAGGCCCAUGGCAGUACCCCUGCCCCAGACUCAUCGGUGCAGAUUAAACAAGAGCCCAUGUCUCCCGAGCAACAUGAGAGUGUGGAUAUCAUGUCACAGGGCUCUGCUUGCGGUGCACCCAAGGACUUACUGCAAGCUAGUAGAGAGAUCAGUGGCAGUCAUCUAAUUAAUUCAGGCCUCAUGGCAAUAGAAAGUUGCCAGGAGCCUAACCAAGAUCUGAAGUUUUCUGUGGAGCAAGGAAAUAGAAGCAGAGAAAACUCUCCCUCUUCCCGAUCACCUGAUCUUCCCAGCAUAAAUAAAGAAGGGGAAGAACCAGCCCAAGGCAACAGUGGGUCUGAAGCCUGUAGCAGUUCUUUUCUAAGAUUAUCUUUCACUUCAGAAACUCCUCUGGAGAAGGAACCUCCCUCUCCUGUUGAUGAGCCUGGGCUACAGGCAGAAUCUACUCCGAUAUCCCCUGAAACUAGGGGAAACAAGAAAAAGAAGAAACUUCGUAAGAAAAAAACACUACGGGCUGCCCUUGUUCCUGAGAAUAGUGACACUGAGCAGGAUGUAUUUACUGCUAAACCUGUAAGGAAAGUAAAAAUAGGCAAGUUACCUAAAGGAGGAAAAGUGUCCACUUCCACCUGGGAAGACAGCAGAACUAGCCGGGAACAGGAGAGUGUCCGAGACGAGCCUGAGAGCGAUUCAUCUUUGGAAGUCCUAGAAGUUCCUCAUCCUCAGUUAGAAGUUGUAGCCAUUGAUUCUUCUGAAUCUGGAGAAGAGAAACCAGAUAGCCCCUCUAAAAAAGAUAUUUGGGGCUCUGCAGAACAAAAUCCAGUAGAAACUUCUCGUUCUGGUUGUGAUGAAGUUAGCUCUACCAGUGAGAUUGUCACUCCCAGCAAGGAUGGCAUCCCUGUAAGUGUGGCAGAAACUCAGACUGUGAUCUGCGCCCUAAAAAGCUCAAAGAACUCUUCAGAAAUAUCUUCAGAGCCAGGAGAUGAUGAUGAGCCCACAGAAGGAAGCUUUGAAGGGCACCAAGCUGCAGUGAAUGCAAUUCAGAUAUUUGGAAACUUACUAUAUACCUGUUCGGGAGAUAAAACUGUCCGAGUGUAUAACCUGGUGAGUCGGAAAUGUAUUGGUGUCUUCGAGGGCCAUACUUCCAAAGUGAACUGUCUCCUGGUCACUCAGACCUCUGAGAGGAGUGCUGCGCUCUACACAGGUUCCAGUGAUCACACCAUUCGCUGCUACAAUAUUAAGACCCAGAUGUGCAUAGAGCAGUUAAAGCUGGAAGACCGGGUUCUCUGCCUCCACAGUCGAUGGCGAAUCCUGUAUGUAGGACUGGCAAAUGGCACUGUGGUCACCUUCAACACCAAGAGCAACAAACAACUCGAGAUCUUUGAAUGCCAUGGGCCAAGGGCCGUCAGCUGUCUUGCCACAGCCCAAGAGGGUUCCCGAAAGCUGCUGGUUGUGGGAUCUUACGACUGCACCAUUAGUGUGCGGGAUGCCCGGAACGGACUGCUCCUCAGAACUCUGGAGAGCCAUACCAAGACCAUUCUCUGUAUGAAGGUGGUGAAUGACCUUGUGUUCAGCGGCUCCAGUGACCAGUCCGUCCAUGCUCACAACAUUCAUACUGGUGAGCUUGUGCGGAUCUAUAAAGGUCACAACCACGCAGUGACCGUGGUGAACAUCCUAGGAAAAGUGAUGGUGACUGCUUGCCUGGAUAAAUUUGUUCGUGUCUAUGAAUUACAGUCUCAUGAUCGACUGCAAGUUUAUGGAGGACACAAAGACAUGAUUAUGUGUAUGACCAUCCACAAAAGCAUGAUUUACACUGGCUGUUACGAUGGCAGUAUUCAGGCUGUGAAGCUAAAUCUGAUGCAGAAUUACCGCUGUUGGUGGCAUGGUUGCUCUCUGAUAUUUGGUGUUGUAGAUCACUUAAAACAACACUUGUUGACUGACCACACUAAUCCAAACUUUCAGACUCUGAAGUGUCGCUGGAAGAACUGUGAUGCUUUUUUCACAGCUAAGAAAGGAUCCAAGCAGGAUGCUGCAGGACAUAUUGAACGACAUGCUGAAGACGAGAGCAAAAUUGAUUCAUGAAAUUUUUUGCCUCCCAUGUUGGGAAGUCAUUAGUUGAACUAUUUUCAUAUCAGCCCCUAACACAGGCCACCAUCUUCCCUCUGUCUGGGAAGCAGGGAGGAGAAAGUGGUUGCCAGCCAGGCUGACCACUAGCAUAUCUGGGCAGCUCUAUGGGAUGGUGAGGUGCACCACAAGAUCUUGUGGGAGUGUUUCGACAGCCAAUUCCAGACAGCUUCCAAGGAGCCACACCCCAGACAUAGGGAGAUUUAUGUUCCCAGCAUUCUCCAGAUGUUCACUAAAGAUCCAGAUCUUAAUUGGUUGCCCAGGUUGACACUAGACAUUUGUGUAUUUAAUGGAUUUCAGAUUUUUAUUUAGUUUAUGUUUGUAAUGAUGGCUUGAACCUAGAGUCAGGUUUUUAACCACAAGUUUGUCCAGAUGCUAAAUUUGCAAAAUGAAUUUUAAUUUUUCUAGUUAGAAUAACUGGGUAUCUAAAUUGGAAGCAAACAGUUUCCUUUCUUAACAAUUAUGUACAGUGUGUUUCACUGUUCACCUGCUUUGUUGAAGGACAGAACAGGCUUUAAAUGCAAAAGGACACACAGAUUUUUGGUAAGCAGCUAGAGCGGUGGCUCCGCCCGCUAUAUAUUUUAGGAAUUCAGAAAAGCAGUCCCACAGUGGUGAUUCCUGACUGGCAGCAUGGCCUGGUGAAUGCCUCUGCUCAGUGUGAGGCGGUGCACAGCCCAUCACCUGCCUCUCAGUUUUGCUGCUAGACCUGGGCAUUGUGCUACAGCGUUGUCUGUCGUCGGGCUGUUUGAACUGAGGUGCACCUUUAUGUCCUUCUCUGGGUUCUGGGAAGCUUUGUGUGGGUCUGAACCUUUCGGUUUGCUCCACUGUCCGCCCCUGUCUCUCCCUGUCUGGCUGUGCUUGGACCAAGGCAGACAUCAAGCGUUCCUGCUGACCCAACAAGGUGCUCUCCAGCCGUCCCAGUCCCCAGGAUGGGAGGAUUAGAAUAAAGCAUCUGGGUACAGUUUGUAGGGCCUCCAGUAGGCUUCCUGGAGACUCACUUCUGAAGUCAGUGUCUUUGCCUUUGCCUCCCCAGUAGCUGGAAGAGUGCAGUACGGUGGAGGGAAAGGCUCUGCCUGUCCAUUGUAAAUACCCAAGCCGACAAAACCUGAGAGGACUGCUUUGUUUUGGAAUUCUCUGGACUCUUAUUAGUAAAGCUAUACAGGUGUCACUUUCUAACCUUUUUGUGUCUGGAGUCUCAGAACUUAGAUUUCUUCAGAUAAAGGAGAAGGGCCCACGCCACAUUCUGAGCUGCAGGAUGUGGCACCUGUUGUUUUCUCUGGCUGCAGAGUAUCUGGGUUAUUCCACCCUGCCUGUGCACACACAUCUGCAUGCCUUCCUUCAGGCUCUAGGGCAAUGACUUCCCCUCGGGUUCCUAGACAGGCUGCAGGAACUCUGUGAGCCCUGAAGUAUACACAAGAUGAUGUGUAUUCUCUUUUCCAGAAAAGGCUCCAGUGGUUCUUACUGGAGCCAGAAGUAAUUUAGGAAAUACUACUAGAUAAUGGCUGGCUGGCCUCACAACUGUUAAUUCUGUCCUUGUGAGUGGGACACCUCUUAACCACACUGUUUGGAUUUGUGGGAUGCUGAAGCAAGAACAGAGCUUCUGUAGAUAAAGUAUAAUCAGUUUCUGUUUGAGAUUAACCAUCUUUUCCCACCUCUCAUCCACGUAUCCUAUAAGGGUUAUCAGAGAAUCCACACUGUUGUGUGCGAUUGGGAAUAGCGAUUUCCCAGGAAAGUCCUUUUGGAGCCAUUGCUAACCCUGGCAUUUUUCUCUGCGCGGCAG